AUGGCCUACCGGCCCCCGCACAUGCGCAACCGCGCACCACCUGCGAGCGCGCCCGCAACCCACCUUCCCCCACUCGGCACAGCGGACCGGCCACCGCCCGGCGCUAGAGGUAGCGGCAGCCCGGGGCGCGGACUGUCUCGAGGGGAUGUUUCGCGCGCGACAGGCCGACCGCCCCGCGGUGCUCCGCCAGGUAUGCGCGCCGACGGGCUACGGCGUGCGCGCGACACGCCGCCGCCGGACGAGAUGGAGCUGCUCGCGAGCGUGUCGCGCUCCGGUGGGAACGCGGACGGCGAUCGCCUUAAAGACCCGGAAACACAGGCGCGUUUCCGGGCCUACAUCGAGGACAAGAUUGAGCGGUACCGCGCCGCGCGCGGCGCCAAUGCCGACGCCGAUACCGAGGCCCUCAGCACCAUCGUCCGCCUGCUGCGCAAGCUGCGCGAGGGCGUCGUCGCCGCCGGCCGCUGCGAUGCCUUUGCCGUACAAGGUGCGUUUGCGGGGGUGCCAGUUGACCCAGUGUUCGAAGAUAGCGUGCGAUACGCCGUGCUCACGCGCGCCGUGCCGCAGCUCAAUGCAGUCCUUCACGGCCUCGUGCCAGACAUGUAUCGCGCUGCCGACGCCGCCGGUACAAUACUAGAGCCCGACAACCGCGCGCACUUCGCCUCCCUUCUUCUGGUGUACCACCUCGUCCACUCCCAAAGGAAAGAAUACCAGCGCAUGUUCGAGGUGCUCACACUGCCGCCGGCACCGCUGCGCGUCGCCCCAGGGCUAGAUGACAUCCCAUCGCUGGCAAAUCUCUCCUUGCGCACACCUUCCCCUCCCUCCCUCUCCCCCACCCCCACCCAUCGCACCAUACCCGCGCCCACGCCCGCAUUCAUCGCCCCCUCGUCGCUCCGCUUCGCAGAGGCCGCCGCGCGCGCCCUCGCUCACGAGACGUUCGACCCGUUGUCCUUCGCGGCGCUCACGCGCCCCGGCUCCGGCGGGGACGCUGGUGACCUCGCGCUCACGGUCCUAUCCUGGGCGGCGCCGACUGUCCGCGAGCGUGUACGUGCCCUCAUGCGCCAGAGCUACAUGAGCGUGCCCUUGCCAUGGGCCGCGCGUCUCCUCGGCCUCACCGACAGCGGUGCCGAAGCAUGGGCGAGAGAGGAGGGUCUUACGGUCGCGCACGGCAUUGUCAAGCUGCGCUGA
Messenger RNA from Cutaneotrichosporon oleaginosum, 1185 nucleotides. The record is from RefSeq and is a predicted model, not a curated record. Lineage: Eukaryota; Fungi; Basidiomycota; Tremellomycetes; Trichosporonales; Trichosporonaceae.